CAGUUUUCAAAAUAUGCCCGGACAAGAUAGACAGCUGAGCGAUUUUAUUUCAGAGAGAUCGUCCUCGGUCAGAGUGAUAAAGGUUCAUCAUCUAACUUGGAAACAGAGCUGGGCUUAUAAAUUGGACCAUACUGCAUAACAAACGAAAUUCUUCCCAUCAAGGACCUUUCUUCAGGAUGGACAAUGGGGUGGCAUCCACUAAAGGAGAGAGCUUCCUGUCCAGGAUGGCCCUCAAUGACAACAAGGCUGGUAUGGAGGGUCUUGACAGGGACAAGAUCAACAAGAUCAUCAUGGAGUCAUCUAAGGGAUCUAGGUUUUAUGAGAAUGAGCUGAAAAGAGAGCAGCAGGUGAACCAGCGUAUUGAGAAAAUGAUGCUACAAAAGGCACAGAUUACAGAACAGCAGUUAAAGAAAGCACACGCUCAGGUGGAGAGGAUGGCCACAGAGCUGGAGAAGAGUCGUGAUCUCAGCCGUAUGAUUGUACAUGUGGACAUGGACGCUUUCUACGCUGCUGUGGAGACUAGAGACUGUCCUGAGCUGAAAGACAAGCCCAUGGCUGUAGGAUGCAUGAGCAUGCUGUCAACGUCUAACUACCAUGCCAGGAAGUACGGAGUCCGGGCCGCCAUGCCUGGCUUUAUUGCAAAGAAACUCUGCCCCAACUUAGUUAUUGUUCCAACCAACUUUGACAAAUACCGAGCUGUGAGUGAUGAGAUCCGGAAGAUUUUUGCAGACUAUGACCCUCACUUCCAGCCAUUGAGCCUGGAUGAAGCCUAUCUGGAUUUUACAGACCACCUGGAACAGAGACAGAGCUGGCCAGAGUCCUCACGCACACAUCCCUACCGCACCAGCGGCAACGCCACAGGUGAAGAGCAGGUUGAGCUUCCGCAGGAGACGGUGCCAGAGGAGAACGACCUCUCUCCGGUCCUGUUUGAGGACAGCCCAAGCUCCUCUCCCUCCUCACCGGGUUCUGCAAGUGUCGGUGCUGCUAGUGGUGCAUUCGAGGUGUUUGGGACGUCUGUUGAGGAGGCUGUGAGAGAGAUGCGCUUCCGCAUUGAACAGAAGACCAUGCUAACUGCCAGUGCAGGAAUUGCUCCAAACAUGAUGCUUGCCAAGGUGUGCAGUGACAAGAACAAGCCCAACGGCCAAUACAGACUCCCCUCCACCAGAGAGGCAGUCAUGGACUUCGUCCAGAAUCUCCCAGUCCGCAAAGUUUCUGGCAUAGGGAAGGUGAGUGAGAAGAUGCUCAACGCUCUGGGCAUCAGUAGCUGUUCUCACCUUCGCCAGCAGAUGGAGUUGCUGUCAUUGUUGUUCUCAGAGACAUCCUGGCAUCAUUUCAUGCAGGUUUCUCUGGGUUUGGGCUCUACAUUUAUACCAAGGCAUGAAGAGAGAAAAAGCAUGAGCACAGAAAGGACUUUUAAAGAACUGAGCAAAGUUGAGGAGCAGCUAUCUUUUUGCAGGGAGCUCUGUGAAGACUUAGCACAAGACAUGAAGAAAGAAGGUCUAAAGGGUAAAACCGUAACACUGAAGCUUAAGAACGUGAACUUUGAGGUAAAGACCAGAGCGCUGACGCUGCCGUAUGCUGUUGCCACAGUGGAUGAGAUCUUUGCUGUUGCUAAGGACCUACUGAAAACGGAAAUCGACAAUGAGAGCCCCCAGCCACUCAGACUGAGGCUCAUGGGUGUUAGAAUCUCCGCCUUUGUCAGUUCGGAUGAUAAAAAGCCCCUGCAGAGGAGCAUCAUAGGCUUUCUUCAGUCAGGCAAGACCGACUCUUGCAGUUCUCCCCAAGGAACGAUUCAAAAACUUGACAAAGAGCAUCUCUCCAAUCACGCCUUGGUGCAGAAGUGGCAGAGACAGAAGGAAGUUCCCUUGUGGAGUGAGCAGAGGGGGUUAGAGGGACAACAGAUCUGUGAGGAACCCAAACAGUCUUUCUUCCAAAGGGCUCAUGCCAAAAGACUGCAACUCCAGGCUGCGAAUACCAACACACAAGAGGAAGGCCAGAAUUCUUCUGUGAUUCCUUCCGCAGGCACUGAUGCUCAAAAGAGCAUAGACUCAUCAACAGAGGUGCACAAGAGUGACCUUGCAGCCACAGAUCUCUCAGAAAAUGACUUUGUCUUCCCCGUAGACGCUCGUGCAUCCACAUCAGGCUGUGGUGGACAAGUGUCGGAGAACCUUACCUGUCCAGUGUGUAACAGGCAAGUGGGCACGACCGAUUUAAAUGUCUUCAACAGACAUAUAGACCACUGUCUCAGUGAUGCCUCUGUAGAGUUGAACCGAUGCACAGUUUCUGACUCAGAGUCAGAUCUGGACCUCGACAAUGACCAAAGAGACUGUGAGGGGAUGGACGAAUGGAGGACAGAGUGUGAGGUUGAAGAGGAGAAGGUGGAGAACGGUGAAGAGCUGGAGUUGAACAGAGCUGAUCAUCGGGGAGGUCAACACAGCUUGGAAAACCAGCCUGGGAAACCAACGUUUUUGUUGAUCCAUGGUGACAACAAAAGAGUGACCUUGGCACAGCCUCAGUCAUGUAAUGAAAAAGGCCCGGUGCUCAUCUGCCCAGUGUGUCAGCUGAUCCAGGACAGUGAUGACCUCACUGUCUUCAACCGCCACGUUGACCUCUGCCUGAACCAGGAGGUCCUACAUGAGCUGAGGGGGCAGACGCUGUCGCCCAUAAAUCCACCUUCAGUCAUAGACAGAGGCCGCCUCCUGCCAGUGCAAGCAAGUAAAGGCAAAACCAAAAGACGGGACUCGCCUUCCUCUCCUCCUUCUAAAAAGGCUAAAGGCCUCGGUCCUCGCAACACCAUCGACAAGUUUUUCAGGUGACAGCCAUAUACAAACAAUGUCCAUCCUCAUCUGGAGGAAUUAAGAAAGUUUUCUCCACUCUCUCUUAUAAAAUUUGAAAUUAAGAUCGCUGUUUUAAGAAGCUACUGUAAGUAUUUGCACUAAUACGCCUUGUUGUUUUGUAUAAGCCAUACAGGAAAUAAAAAAUGACCAAUUCUGUUAAUUUCUGACAAAUUAAUGGAAAUAUAUAUGCCAGUGUAACUACUUAUUUUUGUUACUCAUUGAAGAUAAGCUUAGUAUAUUUAUUUUACCGUGUUCAAAAUGGAUCAUAGGGGUAUUUAUUACAUGCUGAGUGUUAUUUUCCUAAUUUAUCGAAUGAAGGUUUUUAUUCAGAUUUUCUCCAGUAAUUUUCAAUUGUAUUUAUUGUGUUUUCCAUUGAUGAUAAUGUAUAUGUUUAAUAAUGAAGAUAAGAGAAUCCUUCUAUCAUGUU
Plectropomus leopardus (leopard coralgrouper) is the source of this 3264-nucleotide messenger RNA. RefSeq names its product polymerase (DNA directed) kappa (gene polk). Gene Ontology annotation, molecular function: DNA-directed DNA polymerase activity; damaged DNA binding. The record is from RefSeq and is a predicted model, not a curated record. Gene Ontology annotation, cellular component: nucleus. Gene Ontology annotation, biological process: error-prone translesion synthesis. Lineage: Eukaryota; Metazoa; Chordata; Actinopteri; Perciformes; Serranidae.